AUUUCCAGUAUGUGCACAGGGAUGACUCUCUGACAAGACCAAUCUAUUUCUAAAUAGGUACAUUCCCAAAAACUACCGUGUGUUUUGGUUAAAGUCCUCUACCUGUGGCCUGCACUUCCUCUGAAGAGCAUGUGGUGUUAGGUUUGUGAUUGAAUGGAUGGGGUGGAUGUGAACUGACUUAGCUGCAUGGCAUAGCUCUUGGCUUCCUGUUGCUGCUCAGGGGGGGGGCAGAGGAUGGUUGGACUCACAUGACUGAGACUGUGUGGGGUAUUGUGUCUGCAUCUUGAUCUGUGGAGAUUAGUGAGGCGGAGAGACGAGAUCCCACUCGGUGCUCUGUGGUGAGGCGUCGUCCCAGCGUCCUCUCUCCAAGCUUCGUUUCUUCGGAUUGGGUGGAAGGAACCUGUGCACGAAUCUGGAGACCCUGGCUGGCUGCCCCGUCUGGACCUUACACAUCAGGACGAUCCCUCGACCGGUUUACACAGCGUGGAUGUCAGACGAAGAAUGGAUUGCUCAGAUCUAAAACCAUUGUCUCAUUGCUGGAAAUGACAUUUAUCCAUGACUUUGUUUAAUGUGGUGUCAGACUGAACUGGGUGAUAUUCUCUAAACACACAUUUUCUCAGUGUGGAGGCAGGAUGUCAAAAAAGUUUAAGUAAUACUGGCUUGAUCAACUUCUCCAGCUUUGCUUGACAUAUGAUGCUACUUUACUCCUGUGGAUAUUUAUUCCUGUGGAGUGAAGAUCGGUGGGUGUGAUCAACGUUCCUCGGUAGCCCCAACCGCAAACUGCAAGAGGUGGAGAGUUUUGGACCACUGUACUGUGACUGAACAGGACUUGAUCAACGGUACUGUAACUCUUCUGCACCUAUCCCUGCCCACAAUCCUCUCUCUACUUCCCAGCCCUCAGCCCCUCUACCUCAGAGAUGGGGUCUGCCGCCAAGACCUUCUUUGCUCGGUUCUGUUGUUGCUGUUGCUGUGGCGAUGAUGAAAAUGAGGAGGAAAAGGAACCUUUAAUCAGCCAUGACACUCUAGAGUACUUUGAUCGUGAGGCCAAGAAGCGGAGGGACCAGGAGCAGAAUCUAUGGAGUGAGCCGGGUGACCCAAGUCACUCAGAAAGAGACGAUGAUCGUAUCCUGUACAACCUCAUCCAGAACAGGAACCAGACCCGCAGGGGCUCACUGGCACAUCGGCGUCUGAGUGUGGACAUUGAGUCUAUGAGAGAUAUGCGUCGGGAAGUCAGGGACAAGUGGAAGAUGAUCCUGGAGAACCUAGGGUUCAUGGCGGAGGCGGAGUCGCUGCUGACGGUGUCUGCCAGCGCGUCGUAUGACCGAAUGAGGAACGCCCCAGCGGCUCGCACCCUACUGCAGACGCUCCACUCAGAGACGUCCAUCUUCAGCACCCGGGAGCCCCCACCAGAGAGAUACCUCUUCAUCCUGGACCGUCUCAUAUAUCUAGAUGCUGCAGACGACUUCGUGGCGAAGGCCAGGCGUUUCUACCCAAAGCGCGAUAGCGAUGACGAAGACGAGAACCCGUUGGCCGUCAACCUGCCGCUGUUACUGGCCCGAGUGAACCGUAAUAUGAACGGAGGAGGGAGUGGCGAGGAGGAAGAUGAGAGCGAAGGAGAGGAGGAGAACUUCUAGACGGAACGUGAGAUCGGGGACGCAGUGACCGUUGACUGUAGAAAGGGGGCAGUAGUUAGUUGAUAAUCUAGCUGGGUGGGUUUAGGGCUGUAACUUUGUUGAGGUUUCUCUUCCAGUUUUCAUAAACACAAGGUUUAAACUAAUAUGACUCUGAUUUUAUUUUCUCUGUUUAUGGCUGAGAUUAGGGAGUGUUUUCAUUGUACCACCCCCAAUUGUUUAUCCAUCAGAGGCCCAUGUUACACCUGCCUCUUAACAUGCAUCCAUCAUGCUGAUCUCGUCAUGAUCUAAUCUGCUUACACUUCAAAGAAAUGAUCCAAAUCAGAUCGUAUUUUUGUCUUUGUAUCCAUGAUCAGAUUGUGGACGAGAGCAGGAAUAAGGCUGUAUGUUAGGAGAAUGCGCGUGCCGGCCUUUAGUUAUUCCUUCUGUUCAUUCUUCUGUUGGUCUGCUGUAAAUGCUGUGUACACAGAAACCUGCAGGGCUCAGACGUCCUGAGGGAACAGAUUCCCCAUCAGGUCUCUGGGUCUCAUGAUAAUCAGCUCUUCUGUUUUCUCGU
Messenger RNA from Esox lucius (northern pike), 2187 nucleotides. RefSeq names its product melanoregulin (gene mreg). The coding region runs from base 918 to 1634 and encodes 238 amino acids. NCBI's taxonomy places the organism in Eukaryota, Metazoa, Chordata, Actinopteri, Esociformes, Esocidae. Gene Ontology annotation, cellular component: melanosome. The transcript has 5 exons. Gene Ontology annotation, biological process: melanosome transport. The record is from RefSeq and is a predicted model, not a curated record.